AUGUCCGAGUCCGCAAAAUCUAAAGCUGCUGCUAAGACUCUUGAAGAUGAAGAAGAAGUUCAAAAAGUAUUAAAUAGUUUUUCUCAGCAACAACUGCUUUCUAUCCGCAGUAAAUCAGAGCAAAACCGCUGUGAAGCCUGGUCUAACUCAGAUAUAUCCACAUCCGCACCUGCGGCAUUCACUGCUUCAACAGUUGCCACCGUCGUUCCUGCUGUCGUAGCAUCUGUAUCACAGCUUCCUAGUCAUCUGCAAGCUCUGACAUUGAUCACUCAACAAUUAAUCGCGUCAGGAGCUGGUAUGGCACUUUCUGCUUCAACUUCGUCAUCCAGAGCUGCCCUAGAACAACAUCAGGAAUAUUGUCCUACGAUGGUGGAUUCACAACAUGUAUCAUUUCAACAACAUCCAUUAUCAACAAAUUCACAUAGAAAAACAAUAGAUGAUCCAUUACCACCAUCGGAACCACGGCUCAGACCCGUGCCAAUGACAUCACAUACAACUUUGUUGAUAGAACAAGUUCGUCAAUUGCAACAUGAACUUAAACAAGAAAAAUCAAAAGUUGGUCGCCUUCAGGAGGAGGAUGCAACUGUAAGGCAUUCCAGUUCGUCUACAUCAAAUAAACACUCAUGCACUCAAACAAUUGAUGAAUGUUCCUCUGGAAUUUGGGAUGAAAUAAAUCUUAAUCAAAAAGCUGCCAUCAGGAAGUCAAAGAAAUCGAGAAAAUCAUUAAAGAAACUUGAUCGACGUCCAUCACCAUCCAUAUCAACUGGUGAUGAAGAGAUGACACCAAAACAUCAUUCACAAAAAUCAACAAAAAUUUUACAACCAUCAACAACACCUAUGUUGAAUCUAACGAUGUCCAUACCCGAUAAUAUUACAAAAUUCGGAGGAACAACAAAAGAGGCUCCAGGCAGAUUCAUUAUAGAAUAUCAACAAAAAGCCAGAACUGCCUAUGGAUGGUCAGAUCAAGCAACACUCAACGGAAUUAAUUCGAAAUCAGUAAAAGACGAGAAGAAUGAUUCAACAACAAUCAUCGCAGAUGACUCCAAUGAUGAUACCAUGUCGGAGGAGGAUGCACUACAACAAGAUGUCGAAGGAGAUGAUCAUGAUCCAUUAUCUGAUGUAGUUGGACCUGAAGGUAGUUCAGUAGAACCAGUCGGAUGGGUAGAAGCAGAAAUCACGCAUCCGAACCCAACAAAACAUCAUGGACCAGUAGCAUCUGAUCCAACAUUAGAACUGGAACCACUGAUGCCAGUCAUAAACAAAGAAGGAUUAACUCAUGUAGAGACACAUAUUGACACAUAUAUUGACUCACACAAUUUGAUGGGAGAAGUUGAAGAGGAAGACUUAGAUCUCCCCAGUGCUUCUUUAAGUGAUGCCGAGGAAAAACGUUUGAGUGAUUUAGUUCUCAAGUACGCCGGUCUAUUCACUUCACAACCGGGACGUACUAACAUCAUUAAACAUCACAUUGAUGUUGGUGACGCUAAACCAAUUAAACAGCAACCUUAUCGUGCUCUGCUUCCGCGCAGAAACUAUAUCACUCAAGAGCGGAUACAAAUGCAAGAGCAAAAUAUAAUUGAACCCGCUACUGGACCUUGGGCAGCUCCAGUUACAUUGCAGCGGAAGCGAGACGGAACAAUGCGUUUUUGCAUUGAUUUUCGUCGACUGAACGCAGUCACUGUUCGAGAUGCCUAUCCCUUGCCACGGAUAGAUGAUACUCUCGAUGCUCUACACGAUGCCCAAUUCUUUAGCACAUUAGAUUUACGCUCAGGAUUUUGGCAAGUAGAACUCGAUGAAGAAAGUAAAGAGAAAACGGCUUUCGUGACUCACGAGGGAUUAUUUCAAUUCAUCGUGAUGCCGUUUGGAUUAACUAAUGCACCAGCUACAUUUCAACGUCUGAUGGAUUUGGUUUUAUCGGGGCUGAAAUGGCGUUGUUGCUUACUUUACCUAGAUGACGUUAUCAUCUACUCUUCUACUUUCGAUCAGCAUUUGAAGGACAUUGAUGAUGUCUUGGGUAGAUUAAGUGAAAGUAAUCUUACUUUAAAGGCAACUAAAUGCCAUUUUUGUCAGAAGGAGCUCCGCUACUUAGGACAUAUAGUCAGUGCCGAUGGUAUACGUCCAGAUCCGGAAAAAUUACGAACAGUACGUGAUUUUCCGGUUCCGUUCAAAGUUAAAGACGUACGUUCAUUUCUCGGAUUAACCGGAUAUUAUCGCCGGUUUAUCAGGAGUUAUGCUACCAUCGCGGAGCCUCUUUUGAAAUUAAUUCGCGUUAAGCAUUCACCAAUUUUCGUUUGGACACCAGAGUGGCAGGAUUCAUUUGAAGAGUUAAAACAAAAACUCAUAACUAGUCCCGUAAUCUCGUAUCCAGAUUUUAAUUAUCCAUUCAUAUUACAGCUGGAUGCAAGUAAUUACGGUCUAGGAGCCAUAUUAGCCCAGAAAGUUCUUCCCGAAGGAGAUGAACACGUUAUCGCUUAUGCUAGCCGCACGUGA
Didymodactylos carnosus is the source of this 2487-nucleotide messenger RNA. NCBI's taxonomy places the organism in Eukaryota, Metazoa, Rotifera, Eurotatoria, Philodinida, Philodinidae. The record is from the annotation of a GenBank genome assembly.